This is a messenger RNA of Schistocerca americana (American grasshopper), 2281 nucleotides long. Its product is annotated as heat shock protein 70 A1-like. The coding region runs from base 206 to 2128 and encodes 640 amino acids. The transcript has a single exon. Gene Ontology annotation, biological process: protein refolding; cellular response to unfolded protein. Lineage: Eukaryota; Metazoa; Arthropoda; Insecta; Orthoptera; Acrididae. Gene Ontology annotation, molecular function: ATP hydrolysis activity; heat shock protein binding; ATP binding. Gene Ontology annotation, cellular component: cytoplasm. The record is from RefSeq and is a predicted model, not a curated record.
ACUCUUUGAUGACGUAAUGUGACAACUCUCGAAUAGUCUCCUACUCUCUACACCGUUUAGCCGCCUUAUUUAAAAGAGCCGCAGGCGCGUCACAGCUCAGUUCAUUACGAGAGAGCGACGCGAAGUUAGUGCUUCGAGACGUGAUCGAAGAUUCGCUACGCAGCUAUAUUCGUCUACGUUACUGUGACAUAGCUAACAGAAGAAAAUGCCGAAGAUUCCAGCAGUGGGGAUCGAUUUGGGAACCACGUACUCGUGCGUGGGAGUGUGGCAACAAGGCAAGGUGGAAAUAAUCGCCAACGAUCAAGGCAACAGGACGACACCAAGCUACGUCGCCUUUUGCGACUCGGAGCGGCUGAUCGGCGAUGCUGCCAAGAACCAGGUUGCGAUGAACCCGCAGAAUACCAUCUUCGACGCCAAACGACUCAUCGGCCGCAAGUUUGACGACCCAAAGGUGCAGGGAGACAUGAAGCAUUGGCCAUUCAAAGUGAUUAACGACUGUAGCAAGCCUAAGAUACAGGUCCAGUUCAAAGGCACCACCAAAACUUUCGCUCCAGAAGAGAUAAGCGCUAUGGUGCUUGUGAAAAUGAAGGAAACAGCAGAGGCAUUCUUGGGUGGGCAGGUUCGAGAGGCAGUUAUUACAGUGCCCGCCUACUUCAACGACUCACAGCGGCAAGCUACCAAAGAUGCAGGCGCCAUAGCAGGCCUGAAGGUGCUGCGGAUUAUCAACGAGCCAACUGCAGCUGCACUCGCAUACGGCCUCGACAAAAACCUGAAAGGUGAGCGCAAUGUGCUCAUAUUUGACCUUGGUGGUGGCACCUUUGACGUGUCCAUCCUGAGCAUUUCGGAGGGUUCACUGUUUGAAGUGAAAGCAACAGCUGGAGACACACACCUGGGAGGCGAGGACUUUGACAGUCGGCUUGUGAAUCAUUUGGCUGAUGAGUUCAAACGUAAAUUCCACAAGGACGUACGUUCCAAUCCACGUGCUUUGCGUCGACUGCGUACGGCAGCAGAACGGGCCAAGCGUACGUUGUCUUCCAGCACGGAGGCCAGUAUUGAGAUUGAUGCACUAUUAGAUGGCAUUGACUUCUACACAAAAGUUUCACGAGCACGGUUUGAGGAACUUUGUGCUGAUCUGUUCCGCUCAACACUACAACCUGUCGAGAAAGCACUGGCCGAUGCCAAGAUGGACAAAGCGUCAAUCCACGAUGUCGUGUUGGUGGGUGGUUCAACACGCAUCCCUAAGAUUCAGGCUCUGCUGCAGAACUACUUUGCUGGUAAGCGGCUGAAUUUGUCCAUCAACCCGGAUGAGGCAGUGGCAUAUGGUGCAGCUGUACAAGCAGCCAUUCUCAGUGGUGAUACCAGCUCUGCAAUUCAGGAUGUGUUACUGGUAGAUGUAGCACCACUAUCACUCGGCAUUGAGACAGCAGGUGGUGUCAUGACUAAGCUGGUAGAGCGCAAUGCGCGUAUCCCCUGCAAGCAAAAACAGACAUUCACCACAUACUCAGACAACCAGCCAGCAGUUACAAUUCAGGUGUUUGAAGGAGAGCGUGCAAUGACAAAGGACAACAACUUGCUGGGCACAUUUGACCUCACUGGCAUUCCACCAGCACCACGUGGUGUGCCUCAAGUGGAAGUUACAUUUGACUUGAAUGCAGAUGGCAUUCUAACUGUGUCCGCCCAAGAGAAGAGCACAGGAAGAUCUCGUAACAUCACCAUCCGCAAUGACAAGGGUCGGCUUUCCAAGGAGGAAAUCGAUCGGAUGGUAGCUGAUGCAGAGCGCUUCAAGGAGGAAGACCAGCGGCAACGUGAGAGAGUAGAGGCACGGCAUCGACUGGAGGGCUAUGCCCUGUCUGUGAAGCAGGCACUGUCGGACGCAGGCAGCAGGCUAUCUGAGUCGGACAAGACAGCAGCGAUGACACGUUGUGAGGAGGAAUUACAGUGGCUAGACAACAAUGCCCAGGCGAGCUGUGGUGAGUGUGAGCGUCGGCUACAGGAGCUGCAGCGGGUAUGCACACCUAUAAUGACUAAGCUGCACCAGGGCACUAAGGAUCCCAGCAGUAGCUGUGGGCAACAAGCAGGUACAGGAGCAGCACACACCGGUGGACCAACUAUUGAGGAGGUUGACUAACUGAACUGUUAAUAUAAAAACGGUUUUACGUGUCACUGUGUGUGAUAUAUAAAAUGUGGUGUACAUAGCAUAGGAGAGUGAAGCAUUCAUGAUUUAAAGACUCAUUUAGUGUGUCUUUGUCUGCCUUCUUGUUGGUUGACACACAUGUAUUUA